AUUACAUCUCUCCUUAUUAAAUUAUUUUAUUCUCUCUUAGCAACAUUCAUAAACCAGAUUCACUAUCAUCUCUUAUAACUCAUCUUCUUCUUCUUCUUCUUCUUCUUCUUCUUCUUCUUCUUCGUGUUCCCAAAAAAAAAAUUUACUUAUUAUAAAAAAAAAAAGUUGAUUAAUCCCUUUUCAUUAUCCUUCUUCUUCGUUUCUUCUUUUGGAGCUUUUAACAUAAACCCUAAUAUUUUCUUGAUUUUUUUCGUUUUUUUCAAGAAACGAACAUAAAAGUCAUAUAGAGAGAUGCUUGAAGUUAGAGCAAUGGAUAUGAUGACUCCUAAAUCACCAGAACCCGAAUCCGAAACUUCGACCCGGAUCCAACCAGCUAAACCAAUCUCCUUUAGUAACGGAAUCAUCAAACGCCACCACCACCAUCACCAUCACCACAACGUAACCGUCACUUACAAAGAAUGUCUCAAGAACCACGCGGCGGCGAUUGGAGGUCACGCGCUAGACGGCUGCGGCGAAUUCAUGCCGUCUCCUUCGUCAACGCCUUCCGAUCCAACUUCUCUCAAGUGUGCAGCUUGUGGUUGCCACCGUAACUUCCAUCGCCGUGAUCCUGAAGAUUCCUCCGCCUUACCACCACCGUCUCUUCCUUUGUCUUCUACCACAACCGCCGCAAUUGAGUAUCAGCCUCAUCACCGUCACCAUCCUCCACCUCCGCUUCCUCCUCCGUUACCUCGUAGUCCUAGUUCAUCUUCUCCGCCGCCUAUCUCAUCCUCUUACAUGCUUUUAGCUCUUUCCGGUAACAAUAAAACCGUGCCAUUCUCAGAUCUGAACUUCUCAGCCGCCGCCGCCGCAGCUAACAAUCAUAUCUCCACCACGACGCCUGGCUCGAGGAAACGUUUCAGGACUAAGUUUAGCUCGAGUCAGAAAGAGAAGAUGCAUGAGUUCGCCGACCGAAUCGGUUGGAAGAUUCAGAAACGCGACGAGGACGAUGUCCGUGAGUUUUGCCGUGAGAUCGGAGUUGAUAAAGGAGUUCUCAAAGUUUGGAUGCAUAAUAACAAGAACACCUUCAAAUUCCCCGGCGGAGGCAUCGCCACUGUGCAGAGGGAUGGUAACGGUGUCGGCGGAGAGGAUGAUGGUGUUCGCGGUGGAAGUGGUUUGGGUAACGAUGAAGACGGUGGGGGUGGGGGUGGUGGUGGGAGAUUUGAGAGUGAUAGUGGCGGAGCUGACGGUGGAGGAAACGUAAACGCUUCGUCGUCUUCGACGUGAAGAAGGAAACAUCUUGUCGUUUUUUUGCAGGGAAAAGAUUUAAAUAAGGGAAAGAAGCUUAAGCUUGUUUUAGCUUUUAGAUCAUAGAGAGAGUAAGAGAGAACUAAGCACUUCUAUUAUUAUCGUUAAUACGUUUUUUUAAUAUUAAUUAAAACUCUUUUAGCUCUUUAUAUUUUUAUUUUUAUUAUAAAUUCAUUACCAAUAAUAUUACAUUCCGAAAUGUUUCUUUCAUUA
Camelina sativa (false flax) is the source of this 1497-nucleotide messenger RNA. Its product is annotated as zinc-finger homeodomain protein 9. Gene Ontology annotation, molecular function: DNA-binding transcription factor activity; transcription cis-regulatory region binding. The record is from RefSeq and is a predicted model, not a curated record. Gene Ontology annotation, cellular component: nucleus. NCBI's taxonomy places the organism in Eukaryota, Viridiplantae, Streptophyta, Magnoliopsida, Brassicales, Brassicaceae. Gene Ontology annotation, biological process: regulation of DNA-templated transcription; regulation of developmental process.